CCCACUCUUCCCUUGUUCGAGCAAAUUAUUAAUAUAUAAAUUUUCCCACCUGUCAGCUGACGCUAGAAGGGAGCUGAAGCUUGAAGGAGAAAAGGAAUAACCCCCAUGAGCAAACUCUACAUUACGGUUGCGAGUACAUAUUUCAGCUGAUUCUGAACAUACUCGGACCGUUGGCAACCUACUACUAACCUGCUCCAUGGACAUGGGGUAAGACAUACAUGGGAGAGGGGAGAUGUGUCGAUGAUGAUAUUUCGGUCUGUACACACGAUAUGACAUGGUUUUCUUGCCACCCUCUUGGUGGGGACUCCAACUGAGACCUUUCGGCUGGGCCCUCGAUGCUUGCUCUGAAAUAUCACCCCGCAGCACUAGCAUUCUUUCAGAAAAUCGCCCGCCUCAUUUGGCAGUUCUGGUAUGGGCCAGGAUAUCAUGAAAAAGGCUGUGCAUGUGGGUUGCAGUGAAAGAAAAUCAAUGAUGCUCGAGUCAUGGCCCCCAAGAUCCAUGAAUAGCGAUUCUAUUAUUUCCCUCCUCCGGGUUGCGUGCUGCUGACAUGCCAAUCUUCUGUUUUUAGGAAGAACUUUGGAAGGCUCUCAAAAGGUCAAAGAUGGAGGUGGAUCUUGCUCCCAUUUUUUUUUUGGUCUUUUGUUUUAGACAAAAUGUGCUGGAGGCCCCUCCCUCACGAUCAUGAUUCCAACUUCAGCACAAGAUGUCGAUGAAUAUUAAAUGUAUCAGUCAGUGCGUGCAACUAUCGAGGAACUACGAGGGACAGACCUACAAGUAUAACCCAAACUCUUCGCCAGUACUGCUGCUGAGCCUCAGCCAGUUUUUUCGAUCUCCAUUUUUAGAUGUUAAGUGACAUGAUGCAGAAACUCUUUCUGUCUUCUUUCCGGGGCUUCUUUUCUUCUCUUAUUAUUAACUUAGCCUCUGGUGUCCCCUUACCUGUGGCGAAAUCACCAAAGUUCUUUGUGAGCGUCGUUCGCUUUACGGGGAAUCUUCGGGAUAUGCUGAAUGCAUUCUUGCCUGAUUAACCUCAUGCGCAGCCUUACGAACGUUCAGACUCCGUUUUUCCCUUGAUGUAGAAUGUGGAAUACAAUACAAUACAGUACAGUACAGUAGAGUAUAGUACACCUGAUACUAUAAAUACAGGUCGAUGGAUGGCAAGCCCAUGCCAAUGGUUUUCGCUGGCGGAUCAUCGGUGUUCCCCCUAGCCUGGAGGAGAACCAUUUCCCGUUGAUUGGAAUUGAUUUGGCAGUAGUGGAGUGGAGCGCGUGUUGUCGUCCCUGAGGCAACUUUGCUCUCGCGCGUCAUCCAAAUAAUACAGCGUAGAGAAGGGGGUGGAGAGUAGGAGGCAAAAAGAACCCGGAGCCUGAGGGCAAGUUGAGACAUGGUGAUACAUAUGCUGUCCCUGUUCGAAGAGGCUUGUGUAUCACAUCUGCUGUCGCUUAUGUAUCCUUCCUUCCUACUGAUCGAUUCCUUGCUUAACUGCGAUAUUUUUAGUGGCCUCAGCACGGACGGGCAAGAAUUCUUGGGGGGACGAUCAGUUAGUAUUACGGCUGUGUAUUCUAGCUAGGUUUAGAGAACAAUACAUGUAUUACAGUUUACCGUACACAAACAGGCCCUUGAAACAGCCACCCACCCUAUCUGUUCUGUCUGUUUGUCUGUCUGUCUGUUUAUCCCUCCACCAACUCCAUCUCUUUAGCCAAACCUCAACCUCACGGCCUCAUCGCUGAGCCUCCUGCUCUCUCUCGCUUGGUUUUUCUUCUACUAUUCCUUUCGUUUAUCUGAGUUAGCGACGAGUUGCUUGUUUCGCCUUCGGGCUUCUUGUCCUCGUCCUUCGCUUUCUGCUUACGCCUCCCUCCCUAUUCCUCGUUUUUGCCCGCAAUUUUUGGUCUCUCGCAAUAUCAAAGCCCUCUCUCUAUCUAACAAAGACCCCGCUUGUAAUUUCAGCCGGUGCAGUGACGACAAGGCUAUUAUAAGCAACGGUCGCGGUUUUUUUCGAGCAGGACGUGUUCCCCUCGUCUUUGCUGCCCGCUCCAAGGGCUGGAGACACAUCAACACUUCAAGAAUUGGAUGGCGGGAAAACUUCCCUCUGGUCACUAAUUCGCCGUUAACAACAGCCUCUUUGAGCGUUUGCCGUACCUUGUUCCCAUUUUGAGAUAGCCAUCUGCAAGCAAUUAUGACGAACCGGUACUCAGUUUACUCGACGACGUCUUCUGCCGCCCUGGGCGCCCGCUCGACUGGUCAACCAGCUGCCCAGGUGUCCAACACAACUCUCCUCAAUGCCCUACAUACCAUAUACUCCUCAGGUCAAUCAUACCAGCUCGACUCCGGUACGGCUUUGACAGUUAACACAUGGCUUACUGCCGCAAGUCCUGGGCCGAACGGUGAAGUAGGAGGAACAGUGGACGCAGAGCUCGCGAAACGGGCUUGGGAGCAUGCUCGGAGAAGAGCUGAGGAUGGGUGUAUCGUUUUAUGCUCAUCUCACCGAUCUACGCCUUCCCUGCUUGCACCAUUCUUAGCUAAGCUGCCACUGUCGACCCCAUCGACCACUUACACUGCGCUCUCUGUCCUUAAGCCCUUCGUUUCUCAUGUUACUCCUUAUAGUCCCUCGCAAUCUCGCUAUUCCGCACUUGCCGUGUCUUAUACCUUCACCCUCACUGGCAACGUAACAGAGGUAUCACUGGCCUUAUCUACCGCCGGCCUUGAUGUUUCCAGCGGCCUCCUUAAUAUUCCUGCAGAAGCUGGCUACCGUGCUUUUGAUGUGUUUUACUACCUACUUACAUCUGCGUCGACCCCGGCUGAAAGGGAGUUUCUCAGCCUCAAAGAUGCCUCGGCAUAUUCGCUCUUGAACAAAUCCAACACAUUCGACCCACCAGCAUAUCUACCAACCGCGGAUGAUGCAGCUUCUGCCGAAGAUUUUAGAGCUUCCCUCAGGGCAAUUGGUAUCAAAGGCGCCGCACAUCGAAGUCUUAUUACCAUACUAGCUGCUCUAUUAAAACUUGGUAAUUCUCUGGGAUUUUUAAUCGACCAGGAGGAACUGGAGGAAAUUUGUGAAGAUGUUGGAGGUCUUCUAAACCUUGAUCCGGAAGUCCUUUUUCACAAGUGCUCCACAGAUGAUCGUACCAUCCUCAUCGCGGGCAUCUACGAAGCUUUGGUUGAUUGGGUGAUAUCAAAAGCUAACGAGGCCAUCUUUAAUGAGAUUCAUAACACCCAGGGUAGCAACUCCAGUGAUGGUGGCCAUGGCCAGAGGACUCCCUGGUCGGAUGAAGAAACGGGCGAUACGGCUGGCAUCACAGUUAUCGAAGUUCCAGAUCCGGCCUUGGGAAAGGCCAUCGCCCUUAGGGGAGUCUUCGACGACUCUCUCGGUAUUAAUGCUGAAAUGAAGGAAGAUGGAAUUGAGGUUGUUGCCCCAGGACAUUCUGUAAUCAAGGAAAUGCACAAUGCAGUCGCAGAGGUUGAGGCCGAUAUGGGGGUACAGGGAAGCGCAGCCAUCCGUGAACGAGAACAGGCAUACGACAGAAAAGGGGGGGUUCUGGAGAAAGUUGGAUUGGAACUUGAAAUGGGCGCCUUUCUUCGACAGAUUUUAUAUCCUGUUGAAAACGAAGGUAUCACUCUUGGCAAGAAGGGCCGUUUUGACCUCAGCGAUACUCUAGGAAGCAGCAGAGUUUGGUACCACCUUGCACUGCACCCCACAGACGACUUGCCUGCUACCUUGGCCUCUUUACCAUCCGUUACGUCCUCGUGGUCUGCUGGGACUGUCUCUCGUCAGCUUCGUGCAUGGAGGCUUCCUGAAUGGGCCAACCGCCGGAACAAGCACCUUGACUUCACGGCAGAUUUCGACGUAGAGGAAUUUGUCGCAAGGUACUCUCGACUCGGGUGCCAGGAAGGGAAGGAUGGAGUACAAAGCUGGAUCCUUGAAAGAGGGUGGAGCAAUGGUGAUGUGGUUAUCGGCAACGAGAGAAUUUGGAUGAGAGAAAUUGCAUGGUGGGAGGCUGAAUCAAUGCUGGAUAUGAAACCACAGGAUAUCCCACAGGACCCCUUCAACCCAGUGAUGACUCCCUUUGAGAGUGGAUAUUCUUCAACCCCACCACCACCACCCAAUGCUAGCGGAUUUUUUCAACCAGAGACAAGCUUUGGUGGCAGUCAUGAAAAUCUUAUGCAUCGGCAAAGCGUGGCAACUAUGCCCGCGAGUGCGUUUGGAGGACCUCGUUCCAUCGCGCCUACUGUUGGCCAACCUGGCCAACCCGCACCUGGGGACUACGGUCUUGGUCCAAAGGGAGAUGACCGAAAACACGAUGCCCAAUACUACGAUCAAGAUCUUGGGACAUUCACCGGUCAAAUUGAUGCAGAAUAUGGUGACCCCAAAAAGAUCGAGCAGAAGAAAAUUCCAUUGUCUCGGCGUGCUUGGGCCGGCUUCGCUUGGGCGGUGACUUUCUGGAUUCCUUCGUUUGUCCUUCGGUACGUUGGCCGUAUGAAACGCCCAGAUGUUCGAAUGGCCUGGAGAGAAAAGGUUACUCUCAUGGCUUUAAUCCUUCUCCUAAACGCCACGAUUGUUUUCUGGAUUGUCGCUUUUGGAAAUCUACUUUGUCCCAAUAAAGACAAAGUAUGGUCUGAGAGAGAAGUCAGUUUUCACCAAGGGGAUAAUGACUACUACGUCAGUAUCCAUGGGGUGGUGUAUGACAUUAGCAGGUUUUGGAGAGUUCCACACGCUGUAACGAGAGACACUUCCAGGGUUAGAAUGGACCCUUUCCGCGGCUUGAACCUGGAUGCUUACUUUCCUAUUCCACUGACUGUGGCAUGUCGCGGCUUCAACAUAGCCGACACUGUUAGUCUCCGCAACAACAAAACUGAUGCCGUUGUAUAUCCAAAUGCACUCCACGCCUCUGGUCCUCUAAAUGAGCGUGACCCCAAUUCCAAAUUGCACGAUAUCAACUGGUAUGACAGAGAAUUCUCACCGAGGAUCAGGGAGUAUUACAAAGGAGAUGUGGUCUGGAAUAACAAGGAAUUACGGAAACAAGCAGAAGAGGACGAGCGGCGAUGGGUUGUACUCCGAGAUGAAGUGUUUGACCUAACAGACUAUUUUUACACCCUUAAGGCGAUGAACAAUCUCGCAGCCUACGAUUUCCUACCAGAGAAAGUUACCAAGUUGUUCUUAAAUAACCCGGGCGAGGAUAUUAGCGACAAGUGGGAGAAUAGUGUUGAGUUCCAGAACAGUUAUUGGUGUCUAAGGCACCAGUUUUAUGUUGGUAGAACCGACUUCCGACAGACAGCCAGAUGCCAGGUGAACAAUUACAUCCUGCUUGCAUUCACUUGCAUACUGGCUGGUGUUAUUCUCAUCAAAUUCGUUGCUGCGCUCCAGCUUGGUACUAAACGACGGCCUACGAUGCAAGACAAGUUUGUCAUAUGUCAGGUGCCGGCAUACACUGAGGGAGAAGAUCAACUGCGGAAAGGCCUUGACUCCCUUACAGCUCUCCAGUAUGACAAUAAACGCAAGCUUAUUUUUGUGAUUUGCGAUGGUAUGAUUGUUGGAGGGGGUAAUGACCGACCCACCCCAAAAAUUGUGCUGGAUAUUUUGGGUGUCGAUCCGAAGAUCGAUCCUCCUGCCCUUCCAUUUAAAUCUGUGGGCGUAGGAAGCGACCAACUCAACUAUGGGAAAGUGUAUUCCGGCCUUUAUGAAUUCGAAGGCAAUGUUGUACCUUACAUUGUUGUCGUCAAGGUUGGAAAGGAGUCCGAACAAACCAAGUCGAAACCAGGGAACCGUGGAAAGCGAGACUCUCAAGUUUUAAUUCUCAGUUUCCUAAACCGGGUACACCAUCGUUCAGCAAUGUCACCACUCGAACUUGAAAUAUUCCACCAAAUCAACAAUGUUAUCGGAGUUGAUCCUGAGCUUUACGAGUAUCUCCUCAUGGUUGACGCUGACACAAGUGUGAAAGAGGAUUCUUUGAACCGACUUGUGGCAAGUUGUGCGAAUGAUUCGAAAAUUGCCGGUAUCUGCGGCGAAACUAGUUUGGAGAACGAAGAGCGCAGUUGGUGGACAAUGAUUCAAGUUUACGAGUACUAUAUUUCCCACCACCUGGCAAAGGCUUUCGAGUCUUUGUUUGGCAGCGUUACUUGUCUUCCUGGAUGCUUCUGCAUGUAUCGUCUUCGGACUGCUGAUAAAGGUCGUCCAUUGAUUAUUUCGGAUAAGGUUCUGAGUGAAUAUUCUGACAUAGACGUUGAUACACUGCAUAAGAAGAAUCUUUUGGCCCUUGGAGAGGAUCGAUAUCUGACAACCUUAAUGACCAAGCAUUUCCCGAACAUGAGGUAUAAAUUCAUCCCGGACGCAUACGCCAGCACUGCAGCUCCAGAAACAUGGAGCGUUUUGCUAUCCCAGAGACGUCGCUGGAUCAAUUCCACCAUACACAAUUUAGCAGAAUUGAUGUUCCUUCCAGACUUGUGCGGUUUCUGCUGCUUCAGUAUGAGAUUCGUGGUGUUUAUUGAUCUUUUUGGAACGAUUAUCCUCCCAGCGACCUGUGCUUACUUGGUCUAUAUCAUUUACCUUGCUGCAACCAACAGUGGCCAAUUCCCGAUUAUUUCGAUUGCAAUCAUUGCCGGUGUUUACGGGUUGCAGGCAAUUAUUUUUAUUAUAAAACGCCAGUGGCAACAUAUUGGGUGGAUGAUAAUCUACAUCCUUGCUUUCCCGAUCUACAGUUUCAUUUUACCUCUCUACUCGUUCUGGAAUCAAGAUAAUUUCUCGUGGGGAAGUACUCGCAUCGUUAUCGGCGAGAAGGGAGACAAACGCGUCAUUGCCGUUGAGGAUGAAGGGUUCGAUCCAAGAUGCAUUCCUCUGCAACGCUGGGAUGAUUACGCGCUUGCCAACAACCUCCCAGGUCGCCGGGGAAAUUUGCCUUCUGGGCAGGAAAAGUUCUACCAGCCAGUGUAUGCUGAUGACGCUGCCAUGGAGAUGGAUGAUAUGCACUCAACAUAUUCUUCAGUGAAACCAGCGUCAACUAUCCUUACCCCCUUCCCUACCCAAGGACCCCAUGGACCGUACAUGACUCCGCACUCCACAAGUCCGUUUGGCGGCAAUAUACCUGGCAAUAGAAACUCGCACAUGUCAUCGUUCUCACGGUACACGGAGCAGCCCCUUGGCGCUCGCAGUCAAAACCAUUUGUCCAUGGGCAAUCUUAGCAGCUACCAUGAUAAUCCAGCAAGCGCAAGCCGGUUCAGCGGGUUUGGGCCAGUGGGAACCGAGAGUCACCUCGGAGUUCCUCAGCGGCAAAGCAUGCGCAGCCCACUGGGUAUGACUCGACCAGUGAACACCAUGGUGGAUUUCAGAACCCCACCAAGUUUAGGGCCAGAUGAGGCAACUAUUACGGAGGCUAUUCAACACUGUCUGUCCGAGGUGGACUUGGAUACCGUGACCAAAAAACAAGUUCGUGCUCUUGUUGAACAACGAUUGCAGACGACAUUGACCGGCGAUAAGAAGUCAUUCUUAGACCGCCAGAUCGAUACCGAACUUGCCAAUAUGUGAAAACCAGAACCGUCGAUUUAUUUUCGGGCUCGAGCCUGGACACAUCGGGUCCAUGCCCGCUUUUAACGACUCUGCUCCGUUAAAUUCAUUUUGUUCUUGGAUUUACUUUAAUUAUUCUCAUGUCUUGACGGAGGUUUACCAUCUAUCUUUGCUAUUUUACUUCAUCUUUUAUAUGUUUAUUACUAUUUGGUCUCUCUCUCUCUCUCUCUCUCUCU
Messenger RNA from Blastomyces gilchristii SLH14081, 7725 nucleotides. Its product is annotated as chitin synthase. The transcript is spliced from 4 exons. Bases 2174 to 7510 code for a protein of 1778 amino acids. Gene Ontology annotation, cellular component: cell septum; cell periphery; myosin complex. NCBI's taxonomy places the organism in Eukaryota, Fungi, Ascomycota, Eurotiomycetes, Onygenales, Ajellomycetaceae. Gene Ontology annotation, molecular function: cytoskeletal motor activity; chitin synthase activity; ATP binding. The record is from RefSeq and is a predicted model, not a curated record.